UCAAGCCUUUCAUACUACUAUAGCUUGAAUUCCAGCUCUCCGGAAAGAGGAGCAUCUCCAUGUAGGAUACAUGGCAAAAGACACCUCAUCAAGGAGCACCAGCAAGGAUUCACCCUAACAUCAGAGCCAAGGCAAUGUCCCUGCGAGCAGACGCAGCCCAGUGUGGAGGGGUGGUGGUGGAGCUUGAGUCUGAUGACAUCAGGGAGGCUCGAGCCAGGAAGGCCAGGAGUACAUCAGGGUCAGCCCUCAUCUACCUCAGGGGCCCUAAAUUCCUGAUCUACGUCAGUGGGGCACUGUCCAUGUGGGGUGACCGUAUGUGGCACUUUGCCAUUUCGGUGUUCCUGAUCGAGCUGUAUGGACGGAACCUGCUGCUGACCGCAAUAUUCGGCUUGGUGGUGGCGGGGUCAGUGCUGCUGUUAGGGGCGUUGAUUGGAGACUGGGUUGACCGCAACCCCAGGAACAAAGUGGCGCACGCAUCCUUGUUGGUUCAGAACAUUUCAGUGACGGUGUGUAGCAUUGUGCUGAUGUUGGUCUUCUUAUAUAAACAGUGGAUUGAGAGCAUUUGGGAUGGCUGGUUAACUGUGGUUUGUUAUACGGUGGUGAUCGUCCUGGCAGAUGUGGCUAACCUAGCAAGCACAGCGCUGACCAUCGCCAUCCAGAGGGACUGGAUUGUGGUUAUCACUGGAUACAACCGGGGGCACCUCGCCGGGAUGAAUGCUACCAUGCGGCGCAUCGAUCAGGUGACCAACAUCCUGGCACCGCUGGCGGUGGGACAGGUCAUGACCCUGGCCUCCAACGUGAUAGGCUGCGGUUUCAUCCUGGGCUGGAACCUGGUCUCCCUCAUCGUGGAGUUUAUCUUCCUGUCCCGGGUCUACCGCAUUGUCCCGGCGCUGUCCGUCAAACCACCUGCGCCCGAGGACGGCCAGGCCUCCCUAGAGAGACCAGCAGAGAGGACGGAGGGACUGGUGGAGAGGAGGGGGUCACAAGUAGAGCAUAGUGAGGUGGUGACAUCAGCCCCGGGCCUCAGUGAUGACGACAUGAGCCUGAACCUCAAGGAGGUCACCAACCUGCCUCUGUGUUUUGGACGCUUCCGCUGGCUGCUGAGCACCUGUAAGGACGGCUGGAGGGCCUACUACCGCCAGGAUGUCUUCCUGGCUGGGAUGGGCCUGGCCUUCCUCUACACAACUGUCCUGGGCUUCGACUGCAUCACCACGGGCUACGCCUACACCCAGGGCAUCAGUGGCUCCCUGCUCAGUCUGCUGAUGGGGGUCUCGGCUAUAACAGGCCUCAUGGGCACCAUCAUGUUCACCAAGCUGAGGAAGGCCUACGGUUUAGUCAACACAGGCAUCAUCUCCAGCUGUCUCCAUCUUUGCUGUCUGCUGCUGUGUGUGUGUUCUGUGUUCGCCCCCGGCAGCCCCAUGGACCUCCGCCUGCUCAGGCCCUUCCUGGACGCCAACUCAACGUUGUCGGCGGCCGGGGGGAUGGUGGAGGGCCAGAGGCAGAAACACACCUACCCGAUGCGGGGUGGCAUUAAUCAGCCGCUGCUGCCCGACCGCUCGUCCAUCCACUGGACCAACAACACGGUGCUGUUUGAGAAUAUGCCAUCAGGCAUGGAGCCAGACUCCUACAUCUCUAUAAUCCUGCUGUUCUUGGGGGUCAUCACAGCACGCAUCGGUCUGUGGUCCUUUGACCUGACCGUGACCCAGCUGCUUCAGGAGAACAUCUGUGAGUCAGAACGUGGUGUGGUCAACGGGGUCCAGAGCUCCAUGAACUACUUGAUGGACCUUCUCCACUUCAUCAUGGUCAUCUCUGCUCCGCAGCCCCAGCACUUUGGCAUCCUGGUCAUCAUCUCUGUACUGUUCAUCACCACAGGACACACAAUGUACUUCCUAUACGCACGCAAAGCCAAGAGGAAACCUGCUGGAUGCCUGGACACGUAGGGAGGCGGUGCGGCUUUCCGCGACAAAGCAUGUGCCCAAAGACUCCACUCUGCCUGCGCCUGCCUGUGAAAUGAAUGUCUCUUCUCUCUUGUUCCCUCUGCGCUCUCAUUGCUAGGCAACAAUACAAUACUGUAACACUCCUUCCCCACCAUCCAGCCAUUCAUUCAUUACAGCACAACACAGCAACUGUCUGUCGUGUCCUCCCCAACCUGGUUGCUAUCUCCCUGCAUGGUCAGGUGUAGUACGGCCAAGUGCUAAGGUACAGUAACAAACUAGAACUCAGGUAAACUAAAGUAAGAUCCACCUUUUCCCUUCUGUACAUAGGUUGAGGUGGUCGCAACAGAUGCGGUGUUGGUCCCCUACCGUGGUAGGUUCUCCCACCUUAGUGUUGGUCCCAUACCGUGGUAGGUUCUCCCACCUUAGUGUUGCUCCCAUACCGUGGUAGGUUCUCCCACCUUAGUGUUGGUCCCCUACCGUGGUAGGUUCUCCCACCUCAGGAAAAGGGCACAGAGGGCAGGCUGAGGCAGCAGCAGCAGAACACGCCUUUCCAGACAUUUUGGAUUACUGCAAGACCUUCAUUAUGGCAGUCUGUUGACCGUCUCAGAGUUGGGAUGGGAAUUGGAUGGAUGGAUGGAUGUAUUUUUCUAACCCUCACACAGUAAAGAACUGGGCCUGGUGAAGCAGGUGACAGUAACAAAAAGAAGAAGAAACGAGACUUAACAACUUUAACAAGUGGCAAACAUGUUACUGCUCCGUCCACUUGGAAAUCCAGGAAGUCCAAAAGGAAAACUAAAGGGAAGUUGGUGUCAGGUUGUGAGAUACUGAACAUUAUAAAGGAGACCCCCUUGAUGGACAGAAGAGAGAGGCUGUAGUGUCUUCUUCUCCUGGUCUGUUUCUCUGUGGAUGAAUCAGGCAGACAUGUGCCUAUUGAUUAACACAUGACAUCAUUAAAAAAAGAUAGAAUUUAAACCGGAUCGCAGGAACAUAUCAUAAGAACAUAAAGAUAGUAAGAAAAAAACAACAUGCAUUGAAAUCAGAGGAAACCAAACGGACCAUAAUUGCUUGUGUACUUAGAUAACUGAAAAUAGCUUCCAAAUUGUAAAUGCUUUCCCUUCACAUAGAAACAGAGUGAUUUAAUGCAGUUUGACAAAUUCAUAGCAAACAGAUUUAGACUUCCUCUUUUAUUUUGUGACCUGUUUUGAGAUCAGUGUUUAGUAGAUUGAUAGGUCUAUAUGAUUCUGGAAUAAGGCAGUGUUGUAUUACACUAGAACACCUACGCAUCCUGUUUCCUUGUUGUUCUCAUGAACUAAAACCUUACCUCAGUACAGUACAAGAAAACCGUGUUUGAAAAACUGACUUGGACAUGUCUCUCAGCUAUGUACAGCCAUCUCCUUUCUGUACAGUGGUAAUCCCAUCAAAGUUGAUCUCGUUGCCAUGCAAACAGCACCACAUCACAAUUUAUUUGUUUUUCUAUCAUAUUUUCCUGUGGCGUAUUGUUCACUUACAUCUAUAAUUUGUUGUCCCUUUCUGUUUCAGACUGUUAUUUAUGAUGACAAUAAACACGGAUUAAGA
Molecule: messenger RNA, 3512 nt
Organism: Oncorhynchus mykiss (rainbow trout)
Lineage: Eukaryota; Metazoa; Chordata; Actinopteri; Salmoniformes; Salmonidae
Source: RefSeq, a predicted model, not a curated record